AUGAAAGAGGUCGAAAAGCACGCCAAGUCUCUCGGAUCCGAUUUAUCGACAACCUUGGCCUGGCUUUGGAGAGUCGUCGUACGCCCUUGCUUGGAUCAACUUGGAUUCAACCAACCCCAUCCUCACUCAAGCGGUCGGUGGCGGCGGGUGUGGUGGAUUCCGACCGGGGCGCUCAGCCAUUUCCCACUACAUGCAGCAGGACGCCAUUGCGAAACUUCGGGAGAGACGGCAAUUGACAGGGUCAUGUCAUCAUACAGCUCCUCUAUCAAGACGUUGAUGUUCGCCCGGCGACAGCACAACCCGAAGUCUGCCGACUCAGCACCGGGAAACGCCCUCUUGAUUGGGAUGCCGCAGACCCCAGGCCUAUCAACACUGCCUUCUGCUGCGGACGAGGUGGCAAUAGUCGAGAAACUUUGCCCCUCGUUACAGUUGAAAGCUGUGAAACCAUCGUCGAAUUGUCGAGGUGAAGUGUUGGAAAAGCUGCAUUCAUGCAAGAGCUUUCACUUUGCUGGCCACGGAGAGUCAAAUUCCUCCGAUCCAUCGAAAAGUCGACUAUUCCUUACCGACUGGGAGACCACUUCACUAACUGUCGAGGAUCUCUUUCAGCAUUGGCUUCGUGAGCAUCAUCUUUUCUUGGCCUAUCUAUCCGCUUGUUCAACUGGUGCCAUGAAGUAUGUAUAUCUCGCCGACGAGGCAAUCCAUCUCAUCAGCGCCUGUCAGCUUGCCGGGUUUCGUCACGUUGUGGGAACACUUUGGGAAGUUGAAGACGGGUAUUCUGUUGAUGCUGCAAAGUCGUUUUAUGGGGCGCUAGAGGAAGAGUGGAACGACAAGGCAGUAGCAUUGGGUGCUCAUAAUGCUGCGAGACUAUUGCGACGCGAAACGAAUGGGUGGAACCUUGGUGCGCAUUAUGCAGCUCGAGCGGGGGGGUGA
Messenger RNA from Ilyonectria robusta, 930 nucleotides. Its product is annotated as CHAT domain-containing protein. NCBI's taxonomy places the organism in Eukaryota, Fungi, Ascomycota, Sordariomycetes, Hypocreales, Nectriaceae. The record is from RefSeq and is a predicted model, not a curated record. Bases 1 to 930 code for a protein of 309 amino acids. The transcript has a single exon.